Messenger RNA from Harpia harpyja (harpy eagle), 22302 nucleotides. It is a transcript of the gene SYNE2, whose product is annotated as spectrin repeat containing nuclear envelope protein 2. Gene Ontology annotation, cellular component: membrane. Lineage: Eukaryota; Metazoa; Chordata; Aves; Accipitriformes; Accipitridae. The record is from RefSeq and is a predicted model, not a curated record. The transcript has 118 exons. The coding region runs from base 213 to 21287 and encodes 7024 amino acids. Gene Ontology annotation, molecular function: protein binding.
GGCUUUUUCAAGGUCACACAUCAGGUUAGUGGCAGAGGUGGAAGCAAUGCGGGCGACUGCAGGCUCCCAGAGGUGUGUUCCUUCCCCUGCCCGUGCUCCUUGCGGCUGCCUUGCAGUUUGCUGCUCUCCUGGGGGCAAGACCGGCUGCCUGGUGCUUGGUGAUGGACGGCACCCGUUUGGAAAUUGAUUAAAGAAUCUCCAUAGAAUUUAAUAUGGCAUCAAAGCAGUCAUGUCCCUCAACAGAGGAACAGGCUUCCUCCGAAAUAGAUGAUCUGUAUCUGUCGCUGCAAGUGCAGAGAGAGUGUACACAGAAGAAAACCUUCACUAGCUGGAUAAAUUCAAUAUUGGCAAAGCAUACACCUCCUUCUGUUAUCUCAGACCUGUAUACAGACAUACGGCAAGGGCAUUUGCUUUUGGAUCUGUUGGAAGUGCUUUCAGGUCAACAUCUGCCACGGGAAAAAGGAUUUAAUACCUUCCAGUGCAGAAGUAACAUAGAAAAUGCUUUGACAUUUUUAAAGAGCAGAUCACUCAAGCUCAUAAAUAUUCAUGUUGCUGACAUUAUUGAAGGAAAACCUUCCAUUGUGCUUGGCCUAAUUUGGACAAUUAUAUUUCAUUUUCAUAUUGAAGAACUGACCCAGACACUUGCUUGUACUUACAAUCAGCCUUCACUUGAUUGUUCAAGUACUGUUGACUCCUCUCCAAAGGCAAGCCGAUCAGUUAAAAAAAGUGCUAAAAUUAAGGAACGGUGGAAGAUCUCUGCUACAAAGGCUCUUUUGUUAUGGGCAAAAGAACAGUGUUCACUGCACGGCUCUAUCAAUGUGACUGAUUUCAAGUCAAGCUGGCGAAGUGGACUGCCUUUUUUAGCCAUCAUCCAAACCUUACGACCAGGUCUAGUUGAUUUGGAGAAGGCAAAAGCUAGAAGCAAUAAAGAAAACCUGAAAGAGGCUUUCAGAAUUGCAGAAGUGGAGCUGAAUAUUCCACGGCUUCUUGAACCUGAAGAUGUUGACAUUAUGAAUCCAGAUGAAAAAUCAAUCAUGACUUAUGUGGCUCAGUUUUUGCAAUACUCCAGGAAUUCGCAUGAGUCUGAAGAAGACAUGCAGGAAAAAGUAAGAGAGGCCAUGAGCUGGUUGGCUGCACAGGAGGAGAAGUUAGCAAAGUUGCUGAUCGACACAGAGAAUGAAGCAUAUUACCAAAAGUACAAAGAAAUGAUGUCAUUUAUGGAAGCAUUUAACCAAGAAAAAAAACCCUUUCUGCCUGUGUUGUCAUCCAGAAGUGAAGCUAGGCUGAGAGAAAGCCAGCAGCAGAUGAGAGAAGAGUGGGAUAAACUGAUCUCUCAGAUUAAUGAAUGGAAAGCAAAGCUGGACCAGAUGUUGCCCUCCCCCCUGGAUAACAUUGAGGCUUGGCUUCAGGAGGUAGAACAUCUGCAGUCAGAAGAUUUGCCUGAUUUGCAGGACCCAUUUAAAGCAAUGUUUGUCUUCAGAGAAAUAAUUGUAAUAUUUAAGGGCUUGAUGGAUUGUUUUGAUUCUCAUUUGGACACCCUUCAAUCAUUUAAGAAUGAAGAUGAGAAGAAUAUGCCACUAGUCUUUCCUGAAAAGUUAGAGGAAAUGAAAAGAAGAUUCAGCAAUAUUCAUUUCACGAACUCCAACACCUUCCUCGAAUACCACUAUGGACUGUGCUCAGCUAUUGCCAAUGAGGUGAUGUUAAAGCUAAAUAUCUGGGACAUGAAAUAUGGGACAAAAGAGUCUGUGGAAUCACUGCUGGAAAAUUGGAAUAAUUUCAUUGAAGAAAAGAGACUUGAAACACAACUAGAAACUGCUACUCACAUCUGUGAAGAUUUGAAAAACAAAAACAUAAGCAAUCCUGACUUAGCUGAAGAUCCUCAGGAAAUUAACAGACUUUUUAAGACAGUGGAGUCAAAGAUCUCUAUGUGCAGAGACUAUAUUUCCAAUGUAAAUACCACCCUACAGAAAGUCCUGUCUUCCUGGAGCAAUUAUACAGAAAACAUCCACUUACUAAAGACGUGGCUGGAAGAAAAACGAAAUGAGCAUCCGAAAGAGAUCCCUGCUGAGAUCCUGGCAAAGUGGAAUUCAGUUCAUGGUUCCUUAAAUGAAGCUGGAAACUAUCUCAUCGAAGUCAGCAAAGAGCAAGUUGGUUCAAAUAUUGCCAAAGAGCUGAAGAAACUGAACAGGAGAUGGGCUAAGUUCAUCAAGAGGACACACUUCCUUGGUGAAGAGAGCACAGAUGCUGCUGAGAAGACCAGGGAGCUUCUGGGGAGCCUGGAGAAAAUCGAAGAGCUCCUUGAAGGGGUGGACAGCUGGGCAACAGAGACUGGACGCCUGCUUAGCGAGAUCAGUCAUGAGGGGCCUGUGGAACCUGAGAUGGAGGAACAUUUGCAGAGCUUGGCUGCAAGGGGAACCUCAUGCCAAGAGCAAGUUGUGGCAGCAGAAGAGAUAUUGCAAUCCCUGACGCAAAAUGUUUCAAGUCAGGUGUCCCAACAGCAUUCUCGCACUACUGGGCUGCAGGCACGAAUUAAAGAAGCCAGAGACAAAAUAGAGGCUGUCAUGGGUGACAUGAACAACAUCUUGUCCAAAUCUGAGAAGAGACCCCCAGAGAAGGAGGCUUUGCUCAAUUUUGAAGAAUCCCAGAAAGAACUUGAGGCCUCCAUUUCAAAGGCUGUGCAACUUGUCAGUCAAAAAUUAAGUCCUGAAGAAUGUAUUUCAAGAUAUGAGGAAGCUUUUAAUGCUCUGGACAAUAAAAUUCUUGACAAAUUUUUGAAAGCAGCUGAACAACUGAAAAAUAUUUCAUCUGAUUGCGAAAAGCUGGUAGUGGAAGAAAAGAGUAAAGAUGUUCGUAAAAGAUGGGAGGCAGUUCAUCAUGAAAUUAUAUCCUAUGUCCAGCUUAUAGUAGAAAGGCAAAAAAAGAAAUUUAAUGCAACUUUUAAAAAAAUCAAUAAGCAAUUAGGCAAAGAGAAGAAACUUCUAAGUAUGGAUGAAACCAAAGGGAUCAUCAAGGAACAUGAGGCCUUUUUUUCACAUGAAGGCAGCCUGAGGGAACUUAGCAAGUCAUUAGAAGACCUUAAAAUAUUGGGAAAACUAUCAGAAGAAACUGUCCCAGGGAUACAGACACUGACUGCAGACUGUGAACAAAAGCUGGAAAAGCUUCAAUCAAUUGUGGCAGAUACUUACACGGCCCUGCUGUCUCAUGCUGGAAGAGGACAGCCAUCUAAGAUAGAGAGCUCCAUUGUUGCUUCUGAGAAUGGAGAAGAGCCCAGUUCUUCUCAACAAAUUGAUAUCCUUUUGGUACAGGAGGUCUCAAGACCUGCUGCAGAUAUAGUUUUGGAACCAGAUGUGAAGCAUCACAAUGGAGAAAGCUGUGCAAAGAAAUUUGACGAAGACAGUGAUUUGACCAUACCAGCUAUAGUAGAGAGCUAUAAUACACAAAGAAGUAACCUGGAGGAACUUUUACAAAUCAGCAGAGAUAAAGUAGCAUCUGGCUUUACUGAUGAAAUAAAAGGCACUUCAUGUCUUCAGAAUAAGCUGCUUGAACUACAGGUGAUAGAGAGUGAAACCAAUGCUGGUUGGACACAAUUGGAAAACAUCUCAUCUACCUUCGAAAAUCUUGUGGAUGAAGUGCAGCAGACUGCUAUCUCUGAGACAAGAAGCAAACUAAAAGGAGAAUGGAAAGAGCUUCAGGAUAUUAUAAGUACCAGAACAAACUCUUUAAGAACUGCUUUGGAAAUUGUUUUGCCAAUAGAAAAUGAAUCCAUUCUUCUGUGUGAAUUAGAUCAGCAACUGAAGAAAAAAGACAUCCAGCAAUUUAAUCUCAUGAAUAGUGAUCUUGCUUAUAGGGAACUAAAGGAGCUACAGAGAUCCAUAUUAAAUCAGAUUGAAGUGUGCAAACAAUUGGAACACCUAGAUAGUUCAGCAAGAGAUGAAUUUAAUCCAAUAGAUCUGCAAGCUGCAAGUAAAAUUAUGAUUUACUAUCAAAACCAGCUUGAAGAAAUGAGCCAUAAAAUGCAGAUCCGUGAGACAGUCCUUAAAGAUCUGGAAGCUUUUAUGGCCUCAUUGAGGAAGAUUCAGUCUUCCAUCAAAUGUCUUGCAGAUCCCCCAGCUGAACCUGAAAUACAGGGAAAAGCAUUGAGAGAGGCUGCACAAAAAGUUUCUCAUAUGACAGAAGAGGCUAAAUGUUUGGAUGAACGCUUGAAAACAGUUGAUAUCUGUUUGGAAGAUGCUGAAUGUGGGAGAAAGACUUGCUGUGAAAACCUUGUUCUGACUUUAUCUGAAGAGCUAAAUGCGACUUAUGAUCCCUCAAGUGAACAGAUGCUUACAGAGGAAAAAGACGUAUACAAGAUUUUUUCCACAAAAAACAGUGAACUCCUUAAAACCAUUCAGGAUCUACGUGACAGAAUUAACAAAAUAGGCUUGAAAGAUCCAACAAUUCCAGCUAUUCAACAAAGGGUAAAAUCAUUAACGGAAUUGGAAAAGGAAUUGGAUUGUGCUGCUGUUGAAAUGAAACCUAUGCGAGAAAUUGCUAAUAAGCUCCCACAGAUCAAAGAGGAAAAAGCAGAGGAAGCAAAUGAACAGUGCAGAGUUACAGAGAGGUUAUGGGAGGAUACAAAACUCUUGCUUGCUGAAUGCCAGGAGCAAUGUGCAAGGGCUCUGGAGCUCCUGAAGCAAUAUCAAAGCUGCAAAACUAGUCUGACCAGCAUCAUCCAGAAACAGGAGAUUGUGCUUUCACAGCAAACUUCUUACAUGGGGAAGGAGAAUUUGAACAGACUGAUAACAAAGAUUGAAGAGGCAAAAGAGGAAUUUAAUGAUCACUCUGAAGAUGUAGACAAAAUAAAUCAGAUCUGCAAAAACCUUCAAUUCCAGCUCAAUAAAAUGAGAAGCUUUGAAGAGCCCCCAUUCGAGAAUGAGGCUAACGUUAUUGUGGACAGAUGGCUGGAUAUCAAUGAAAAGACUGAAAACUACUGUGAUAAUUUGGGAAGAGCUCAGGCUUUGUGGGACAAACUUCUUAGUUUAUCUGGCACAAUUGACGCUUGGGCAAAUGCAGAACUUAAGAAUGCAGAAGACCAUCGUCUGACCGAAGAGGACCUUAUGCAGUUGAAGGCAUGCUUACGAGUCCAGGAGCAGAAACUCCAGAAAUUUGACAACACGGUGGCUGAGAUAGAAGAACUUCUGAAUAGUAAUGAACCUCCACUGGAGUUACAGGUCAUCAGGUCAUCUGUUGUGCAAAAAAUGGAGCUAAUAAAAGAGCUCUUGUCAACAAAGCGGGGGACCAGUGAACUCAGCUUGAAUACAGCAGAACUAAAAGGAGACCUUGAUCUGGCCAAGACACAGAUUGGAAUGACCGAAUCACUUUUAAAAGCUUUAUCUCCUUCUGACACCUUAGAGAUCUUUACUAAAUUAGAGGAGAUACACCAGAAAAUUCUGCAACAAGAACACCAUGUGACACUACUCCAAGAAGAGACAGAUUGUCCUGAUGUGGAUGAAUUAAAUAAGCAGCUUAAAUGUGUCACUGAUUUAUUUAAUAAGAAGAAACAUGUCUUUCAAGACCACUUUAUCGGUGUUUUGAACCGUCAGUGCAAGAAUUUUAAUGACUGGUUCAGCAGCACUCAGCUGUCUUUGAAGGACUGCUUUGACCCCUCAGAAACAAAACCAAUACUGGCAGAAAGACUGCAGAGGCUAAAGUAUUUCCUAACAUCUGAAGGCAAAGACAGAGAUAUCCAAGAGGUUAAAACUUUAUUGAACAAAGUGAAGCAUUACUUGCCCAAAGCAAGCAUUAACCACCUUAACAGCCGUGUGAGAGAUCAAGAAGCAGAACUACAAAGAUUGAUCUCCAAAUGUCAGAAACGGGAAAAGGAACUUGGUGCUUCUCUUCAGCAGCUCAGUAGUCUUGAAGAAAGCAGCACAAUCUUGGAAGAAUGGCUCACUGCUCAGGAAGAAAAACUAAAAGAGAUUAAAAAAGAUGAGACAAAACUUGAGAACUUCUAUAAAACUCUGUUAAUGCAGAGAAAACCAUUUGACUCCAUGGCUCAGCUAGCAAAUUCCUUGAGGGAUGCUGGGCUGACAGAAUAUGAAACCAUUUCAGAAGCCAGUGAUCUUAUUAGUAGAUACCAGACACUGAUAACACAUGUAAGUGAAAUGGCAGGAAAUACUGAGAGACUUCCAGUGGAAGGACAAAAUUUUGAAGAACUUGUCCAGGAUGUUUCUUGCUGCAUCAAAAAGCUUGAGGAGGCUGUUAAUAACCUGAGUUCACAGGAAAGUGAAUUGCCAUCAGAGGAAAGGAUUAAUCAGAUAAAGGAAAUCACAGCUCUCAAAGAUGCAGGAGAGGCCAAAAUACAAAACAUGGUAGCUCUAGGAGAAACUUUAAUGAGAAAUGAAAAAAAUAAGAAGGCAGUGGUUCAGCAGACUAUUUCGGAGCUCCAGAACAAGUGGGAAAGCACCUGUCAGCUAGCCACUGAAUGUAGAAGCCCUAAAGAACAACUUCAAUUGAACAGGGAGCAAUAUGAGCAAAGCAAAGAAGAUCUGAGACUGGCUCUAACUGAACUGGAGAAACAACAACAGGAGAUAGGUUUUGCCCUUCAGCCUGGUUUGCAGGAGAAGCAAGCUCAGCUGACAAACUACGCUGACCUCCUGCAGAAAGCAGAAGACUUAACUUCCCGAUUUAAUAAAUUGAAAAGCCAGGAAGAUCACCUACAGGGUCACAGUGGGGAUCCCUGCUUCACAGAGGUGCAAUGGUUGGAAUUAAAGCACCAACAUGAAAAUCUGCUCAGCCAGCUACAGACCAUAGUGCAGACAUUGGAAAGUCAUGUUCAAGAGCACCAGCAGUUUCAGGAUAUGGUAACAGGUCUGAGCACUGAGCUGAAAACGGUCUCUGAGAAGCUUGCUGAUUGUGAAGGUCCAGCAAUGGAACAACCAUCAGCUGAGCAAAACCAGCUGAAAUCACAGGAACAACAAGGACCUCUUAGUCGAUGCGAAGACAUGUUAAAGGAGAUUUUGGUUUUAGCAGAAACUGUUAAACAAAACACCUCUUCACCAGGACAGAAGUUUAUUAAGGAUGAGAUUGAAACACUUCAGAGUGAACACAGGAGUCUGGAAGAAAGACUUGAAAAUGUCAAGCAAAAGGAGGAAAAUACUUUCAGUGAAGCCCUUGAGUUAAAAGAUGAGUUUGUUAAUGAAAUACAAAUGGAAGACAAGACAGAUACAAUGCUGAAGAGAGAGAUACAGAUCACUUCUGAUACUCCUGUUGCUGCAGAAGAGGGCCCCGCAGCAGUGGAGUUAAAGGAGCCUUUGGAAAUGCAUGAUGGUCAAGAUGUAAAUGGAAAUAUGUCAGAGAAAGAGAACCAAAAUGAUCUGCUUUUGGAGGAAAGCAGUGUGCUGUCAGACAGCCCAUUACAGGAUAUCCGUCACAGCAACGACAGAUUGGGACAGACUGGUCAGGUGCCUGACAGAUAUGUUCUAAUACGUGGAGAGGCUGAUAAAGAGAGCCCAGGUAUGGAGAAACAUGAUAGGGUCCAAGAGGAUGUUCUGGACAAUGCGGUUCAGGGUGGUGAAGCAGAACUGGAAAGGCAUCAGGAUUGUGUUGGUAUUGAAGGUGGUGAAACAAGAAAGGAAACCCAUCCAGCAGAGGAGAAACCUAGUGAUGUCAAGAAUCAGUCCUCUAGAGAAGAUGUGGAGCAGGUUCAACAAAGAGUGUGCCAGAAGAGUCAAGUCCUGAAAUCUCCAGCAGCUGAGAAAGAUGGUCUGGAAUCUAAUCCCCUGGUUUCUGCACAUGAGGACACAGGUGCAGAAGUGGCUGUCCAGAAGGAACUAUUUCCUGGAGUGCAAGUAAACGCUGAAUAUUUUGAACAGGAACAAAAGAUCAAUGAGCUGAAAAAUGAAUUGGCUGAACUGGAUAUCGUGCUUAUAAAUGAACAACUAAAAGAGCUGGAGAAUUUACAAACUGAACUGGAAACAUGGAAAACAAAAUCUUUGUGUCAUAGUCAAGAAGGAUUUCCCAAUGCAACAGGAUCAAACAGAGCAGAGCUGCAAACCACAGAGCCUGCGGUGCCUUGCUGGGACAGGCUGCUUCAAGAACUAGAUGCUGUUAAGGCAGUGAAGCAACAACAGUACUGUUUAAUUAAUGAGUACCAGAAAAAUCUUUCUUCUGUGCAGUCUUCAAUGAAAAAUUUGUCAACAGAAAAAGAUAACAUAAAAAUGGGUCCUGUGAACAACACAGUUCUUCUGGAGAAAAUUAAGGCAUGCAUAGAGUCCUUACGAAAAGAAAGAGAUGUCUUAAACCAGUUGAAAACUCAGCAAGAAAGUUUAUCUCAGCAUUUAACAUGCAUGGAUAAAGUGUUAACUGAAAGCCAAAUGAGGCAACUGGAGCAAUGGUGGCAACACAUGGAACAAACAGUGCAAAAGAAACAUGAUCAAGUUGUGGCAGAAAUAGAUGAAUUUAACCUGCUUAUGAAUAAAGCACAGGAUAUUCAGAGACUGAUACAAGAACAGUAUUUACAAGCAGAGUUACAUUCCUCAGCUGCAGGAAAAGCCAAAUGUCCUGUACUUUGGACCACAGAGCUACAGGACAUUAAACAUGGUCUUUCUCUAUUAAAAAGAAGGAUUGAACUGCAGAUGAAAAGAAUUUGGAGUGAUCAAGAGAAGGUAGCUUUGGAGAACUCUAUACAUGAUUUGCAGAGCAAAUUGGAAGCAUUAUCAGCACAACAAACUCCUCGAGAGGAUGUUCAGAUCACUGGUCCUGCUCUCAUGAAACAUGAAAUGAUGAAGAGGCUGAAAGAAAAUAUUUCAUGGGUCAAAGAUUCACUGUCCUCUCUUGAUCAGAAGGCAGCACUUUUCCCCAGUGAUGUUAAAUCACAGAUCAGAAGUUGUCAGCUUAUGAACACAGAAGUUCUGAACAGAGAGCCUGUGAUUGUAUCACUGGAUUAUGGGCUCCAGCACAUCAUUCCCAACUUGAAGCCAGAGGAUAUCUCUGAUAUGACUUCCCUUUUACAAACAUUGCAGAAUUCAUACAAGGCUCUUGUUUUGAAAUCAUCUCAAAGAUUACAGCACCUAGAGCUCCAGCUGGAGGAGAGGCAAAAACUUAUUGCAGAAGUAGAAAAAGUUCACUGUCAGCUUCGAAAUGCUGAGAUGCUUGCCAGGCCUGACAUGAACCAAACCAGCACAUGGUCAGAAUUAAUCAAUCAACAAGCCAUUUUAAAGGAGAUUUUAAAGGACAUACAGGAAAUAGAAGGGCUUAUCUCAGCCCACUGUAAAGAGAGUCAGGUCACAGCCGGGGAACUGAGCCUGUCUGAACAACUAUUUUUGAUUGAUCAAUUAAGAAGCCUGAAGAAUAGAGCAAGGAAGACACAGAGGCAAAUUCAGAGUAAACUUCAUGAAGUAGAAAAAAAGAUAGCUGUCUACAGAGAGUUUGCUGAAGGAAUAACUUCAUUGCAGCAAGAUCUUAAUGAUCUACAGUAUAGUGAAAUGAACUUGGAAGAAGAUGAAUUAUUAGGUGCCAAGCAGGAAGUGAAGGAUAAAUGCAAAGCACUUAAAGAAAAAGUAUUAGCUUUUCAGUCCAAUUUGUCGCAAAUAAUGAAAUACAAAGAAAUCUUUGAAUAUGUAGGUCUAAAAUGGGACUCACUGCAGCUGGACGAAUUGCAAACUAAUUUUUUUAAAAUUAAAAAUAAAAUUAAAGGGAAGAUAAUACGCUUUGAUAAUGUUGUUAGGGAAUGUGAUAAGAUUCAGGCAUUGCUAAAUGAAAUCCAGACUGUGACAUCCACUGUAAGAAAAGAAGCUAACAUCCUAAAUGAUAGCUCUAGCUCUUCUCCUGCUGAGAAUCUUAUAUCUGCACAGAUUCUGUUUCAGACAGUUCAACAAAUCUUGUACUUAGCCCAGGAGGUAGCAAAUCAAAUAAACAAAAAUGAGGUCCUUGAUACACCAUUCAAAGAAUCUAAGAGGAAAGAAAUGAAAAGCCUGGAGAAAGAUGUUGAGAAAUUGGAUCAGUUUCUUCAGAACUUGGUCUCUGGUCUCCAGGGUGUAAACAAGGAAGAUAUCCAGAAUGAAGUAGAACAUGUAUUCCACAUCAUAAAGCAUAUUCAAUUAGAGCUCCAGCAGCCACUUCUGAUAGACAUAAAAAUAAUGCAGUAUGAAAAGAUACGAUGGGAAGCAAUUCAGAAUAUCAUGCAAGCAAAGUUUUCUGCUAUUAAAUGUAGAAUGGAAAAAGAGAGGGAAAACCAAGAAGAAAAAUCUCUUGCUGCUGAUAUAGAAACAAAAUUAGAGGCACUGCAAGGUCAUGAAAUACAGCUGAAGACAGAUAUUGCUGCCCGUGUUAGUGCUCUGGAGGAGGCAUGUAAGACUGGUGAGCUUUAUACUAAGGCUGUUCAGAGGGCUGCCAGGUUCCUCGAGGACUAUGAAGUUCAAGUCCAGUCUGCCGCAGCAGAGCUCAGUAGCUCAGAGGAGGUCUGUCAAACUCCACAAUGGAAGCAAGAAGAGUUCAACUCUGCAAAGGCUGACAUAGAAAACCUGUGCUCCAAGCUGAAAAACCUAGUGAAACCAGAAGACAAAAUACGUCUGGAAAAUACUUCAACAGAACUAGUCACUAAGGGUUGGGCAUUAAGGGAGAAGGCUCAAAGAAUGGAAGCUGAUGAACUGAGGUAUUUUGAAAAAUACAAAAGCUACACAAAAACCAAAGAUAAGGUGUGUGAUAAUCUUAACAAACUGGAAAAGAUGCUUAGACAGUCUUUGUGUCAAAUACCAAUGUCUUACAAAGAAGCUUUGGAGCACUUAGAAGAAAGCAAGAUUUUAGUCUCCAACAUUGACUUGGCUGAAGAUGAUCUUGUGAAGCUGAGGCAGGUCUCUGGAGAGCUGAUGAGAUUAUGCAGGAGAAGUGACAGGGCACUGGGCAGGAUUGUAACAGUGCUGUGGGAAAAUUGGCUGGGUUUGCUUGAGGCGGCGAAAGGGCUGGAAAUUAACUGUGAAGAGCUAAAGCAGGAAUGGAAAUUCAUCAAUGAAGAGCUGGAACGAGAAACAAUAAUUCUCGAUAAGCUCCAGGAAGAACAGCCAGAAAGUCUUAAAGAGAAAGAAAAGGCUACCAGAGAGGAACUGGUAGAAUUACUAGAUUUUGUGAACUCAUUUGAGGAAAACAUCAACCAGCAACAGCUGCUCUUACUCUUACUUCUUCACCGAAUAAGAAACAUCUUGAAUACAUCUGAAAAUACAGAGGCAGAAGCUGCUCUUCCUGCCUUAUGUGAGAUAAAGGCAAUGCAGGAUCGCUGUAAAAAGUUGUAUGAAAAGACUCAAGACCAUAAGGAUUCUGUACAAGCUGAGAUUCAAGAGAGGAACAAGAUCACUGAAGAAAUAAGUGCUGUGACAAAUGCAUUACAGAAUGCUGCAUCUGUUUUAUUACAAGAUGCUACUAGAAAGGCAGGACAACUGGAGGAGAUUCAGAGUGUGAUUGGUAAACAAAGCCAGACUCUAAAGGAUAUCAUGGAGAAACUCCGGAUCAAGUAUUCUGAAAUGUAUACAAUAGUCCCUGCAGAGAUUGAAACACAGUUGGAGGACUGCAAGAAAGUAUUGCAAGACCUAGAAGACAAGGUUAGCUUUGAAAUCUUGCAGAGCUCUCCUCAGUAUGUGCUGAAAAGAAAAGCAGAAACUAUUAAUAAUGGCCUUCAAGCUAUUGAAAAGAUGUUACAACAGAAGAGUGAAAACAUUGCAAAAGCCAAAGAAGUUCAGAAGCAAAUCUGGGAUAUGCUGGACCUUUGGCAUUACAAACUCAAUGAACUGGAUGCAGAAGUGCAUGAUAUAGUAGAGCAGGAUUCCUGCCAUGCACAGGAGUUGAUGGAUAUCUUAGUGACCCCCCUUCAGCAGUACCAACAGGUCUCACAACUUGCUGAGCGCAGAACUGCCAUUUUAAACAAGGCUGCCAACAAGAUGGAAGAAUACAAUGAACUCUUGAAGAAUGUGAAAGAUUGGAUAGAAAACACCAACUGCUUGCUAAGAGCAGAUGCUCAAAAUGACUCUGCAAAAAGCUUACGCAAACAUACUGAUGACCUUCAGAUGGCUUUGGAAGACUCAGAGCAAAAGCAAAAUCUUCUACACAGUGUUUACUUGGAGCUGGAAGAGCUAACACCAGUCUUUCAAACAGACACUGUAAUGCAACAGCUAAAUGAAAUAGAUGAUCAAGUAGCAACUUUACAGCAUGAGAUAGCAGAGAUUCUUCCACAGAUCCAGCAUGUGGCUGAUGAAUUGGAUGCCAUUGAAUCUCACGUGAAAGCGUUUGAGAAGGACAUUGCCAAAAUGAAGACAAUCCUGUCAUCAGAAGAUCUGUUAGAAUUUUCUCCUCAAGACCAACUUAAACAUGGACAGGUAAUACUUGACCAUGUUGGUCCCAUGCAGAAGACCAUUGUUCAUAUACAGUCCUACGAGGAAGCACUUCAGUUACCAGGGGUGAAAACGCAACCUUUCUCAGUCUUCCAAAGAGCAAGACAACUCUUGAGAGAAUUGAAGAAAUUAGAAAAAAUUACUAAGGAACAAAAUGACCUACUGGAGGAAGCUGUAAAGAAAACAGAAGAAUGUGAGCAAGAAAUUGAAAAAUUGAAACAAUUCUUAAAGAACCACUUGGUUGAAAUAUCACAUGAAGAUCAACCACUGGCUCAGAAGACUCGUUGUCCAGAGGGAGAAAUGGAAGCUGUAAAAGAAGAAAUCAUAAAGCUGUGCCAAAGAAAGGAAGAUAUCCUUACCGGGAUGAAGAAUUCAAUGUCUGAGCUUCACCAGCACUUACAGCAGGAAGUGCCUGAGUCAGGAGAUGAACCCACAGCCUCUGGAUUAGCACAAAGUGACUUGAUUGGGACUGAUGUUUCUGGUCAGCAGUUGAAAAAAAGAGGAAUGAUGUCUCUUCUACCUUCCUUAGAUGAAGAAUCAGAAGACUGUUCUUUCCACAGCAAGGGAAGUACAGUCACAGAGAAAGACGCAAGGUUUUGGCCUUCAGAAAGAGAUGAUGAAAGGCACAACGAAGACAGUGCAACCUCCUGGUCUUCUGGUACCUUGUCGGAUGGCAUCGUUCAGGGUGCUGAUGAGAUAAUGGAAUCGCACAGUAAACAUGGUGAGGAAACAUCUAUGCAAACUUUGCAGAACACUGAAGGCCCUGGCACAGGUGAUGGCAGUCAGGCUAUGAGCAACAAGCCGUCUCCCGUCCCCAACGCCACCCAGGGCUCUCAAGUGAAAGCGGGACAUUUGGAGGAAGUGGUGGAUGGCGGUAGGCCUGAGCCGGAAACGAUCCUCCAGGUGUGCCAGGCCCAGGUUGCCGAGCUGGAACAAUGGCUAGACAAAACUAAAAUGUCCUUGAGCUCAGACCCCCAGACCCCCAAAAUGCAGCAGAUGGUGGAACCACAGCUUGCUGAUUGCCAGGCAAGGUUAUUAGAGAUUGAACAAAAGGUCCUUUAUUUACUGGAAGAUUGUGGAGAUAGUGCAGACUACCUACAAGAGACUGAGGCUCUUUCCUUGAGGCUGAAGGAAGUGAAAUGCAAUUUGGAAGAAGUCCAGAUGAUGCUUCAAGACAAAUACAAUGAAGAGCAGAUUCACAACAGGGAGGGGAUCGACCCAGAGCCCCUUGAGAUCCUACACUCAAAUAGCUCCAGCAUGCCCCAGCUUGCCCGUGCUGAACAGCCGCUCAUCUGGCACAAUGGUUUCCAGCACCGACAGGACCUGAAAGUAAAAGCAGCCGAGCAGAAAAGCCUCAUUGACUUCAUUGAGUCGUGUGUGGAAAAGAUGCAGCCACAGUUUGAGGACAGCAUAACUCAGAAAUUAGAAUCAAGCAAUAGCGAAUCUGAUCCAAAAAGCAAGCAGGCUGAUUCGACCCUAGCUCCAAAGGACCAAACGGGAAAUAAAUGGCAAUAUUUACAGCAAGAGCUGUCAUCAAAAAUGAAGUCUCCCCUCUGCCAGCUUGUGGAACCUCAGAUUACAACAAAGAUGAACAUGCUGCCCCGAGGCACAUUCGCUAGUGCAGGAACCCCAACUGUGGAAGAACUGAAAACUUACACUGUCCAACUGGGACACCUAAGCCAAGAAGCAAAUGUGGUACAUACGCAGGAUAAUGUGGCAGAGGAAGUCUCUUCCAAUUUGGACAGAAAAUUGUUUGAGCUGCUUCUGGCAAUUAGCCGAUGUUUGAAUAACAUGGAGGAAAUGUUAAACACCUCAGUGCUCUCCACCGAAGAGGCAGCCGUGCAGCAGGCUCUUUAUGAGACUCUUUCUGUUGAGCUGCAAAAACUUCAUGCUGAUCUGAGUGAUAAAAAGGAUGAUCUUCUAAAGUCUAUUAGUUGUGCUGGUGGGAGCACAGAUGUGUUCUGUGAGUGCUUUAACAACUUGCAGGCACGGCUGGAGCAAACUCAAGCUGCCACUGCUUCAAGGAGCAACUCAAUGAAAGCUGGGCUGGAUCAUAAUAGCAAUUAUCAGAAUGAAACCAGGCUGCUCUAUGAUCAGUUAACUGAGAAAAAAGCUACUCUGCAACAAUGCUUGAAUGCAAUACGUGGACAUAAUGUUUCCGAACAGCUUCAGAAAACUGAUGCCUGUGCUUUGGAGCUGCAAAACUUUGAAAUCCAAGUAGCAAAAUUGAGAGGCCAUGGGGAAAGAUUUCAGUUACCUAUCACCUUAAUCCAGGAAGCUUAUAAAUUAGAGGAUGUUUUGGAUGACAUGUGGGGGAUUCUGAAAGCAAAGUAUGUGGAGCUGAACUCUCCUUCUGUCAGUGAGAGCCAGUAUGAGGACUUACUUCAUGGAUUUGCAGAGCUGGUAGCUAUUGGACGAGAGAAGAUUGCACAAGAUCCAAAGCAGCUAACAAAAAGCAGAGCAGCUCUACAGUCUCACUUGGAAAAUCAUAAGGACUUUUUCCACAACCUCAUGACCCAUAUGGCUUUCAUGCAAGCAUUUUCCAAGAAAGUGACUCCUUCCAUCCUACAAAAGAGAGAGGAAUUCUGGAGAGAGCUGGUGAAUGAAGUCAAGUUGCUGGAGCAGAAGGCUUGCCAGUAUGGUAUACACUUAGAGAGCCUGUUAAAGGAAUGGAUGGAAUUUGAUGAUGAAUGCCUCGUUUUCAAUAAGGAGUUAGAGGUGCUUGCCUCUACGUUGCCCACUGUGAAUUUGGUUGAAGAAACAGAAGAAAGAUUAAUGGAAAGGAUUGCACUUCUAGAGCAAAUCAAAAGCAGUGUUGAUGAAAAGCAUGCCAGGCUGUACCAGAUGGUGAAAGAAGGGAAGAAAUUGCUGACUGCUGUGAGCUGUCCAGAAAUAAGAAGCCAGAUUGGGAAGCUGGAAGAGCAGUGGUUGUCUUUAACCAAAAAAGUUGGCCAUGAACUACACCGACUUCAGACGUUACUCAAACUCUUGGUCAGCUACAACAGAGACUCAGAGGAAUUAAUGAAAUGGCUGGAUUCUGCUCAGCAGAGAAUGAAUUUUUGGAAGGAGCAGUCUCUCAACGUGUCACAAGAUCUUCCCACCAUCAGGGAUAACAUCAACAGCUUGUUUACAUUCUCUAAGGAAGUUGAUGAAAAAUCUUCCCUGAAGUCAUCUGUGGUGAGCACUGCCAACCAGCUUUUUCAUGUGAAGCAAGCUGAUACUGCAGCACUUAGGUCAUCUUUGGCAAAGUUUGAGCAAAAAUGGGGAGAACUGAUUACACAGCUCCCAGCCAUCCAAGAAAAGCUUCACCAGCUUCAGAUGGAAAAACUUUCAUCACGGGAAGCUAUUGCUGAACUAAUGACCUGGCUGGACCAUGUGGAACAACAGCAGGGGCAUGAGGAGCCAAUAAAUUCACAAUGUAGUGCUGCCCAAGUCAGAAGCCUUCUUCAGAAGUACAAGGAAUAUAUGAUGGAAAUGAACUUUAAGCAGUGGAUGGUAGAUUUUGUUAACCAGUCACUCUUGCAGAUGAGCACUUGUGAUGUGGAAAGCAAGCGGUAUGAAAGGACAGAAUUUGCUGAGUGUCUUGGAGAGAUGAACCUGAGGUGGCACAGGCUGCAGGCGUUUCUGAACAGAAAGAUACAAGACCUGGAACACAUUUUGGAGGAUAUUACUGAAAAUGAGAACAAAGCACAGACUCUACGCAACUGGCUGGAAGCUCAGAGUGAUCGACUGAGAUCUUUACAAACCCCAGCAAGUCUGAUCUCUGCACAGAACACAUUAGAUGAUUGCAAGGAGCUAGAAAAUCAACUCACAACUAAAUCCAGAACUCUUGAUGAGCUCAAACAGAGUUUGGCUUCAAAUGGUGGGGCAGAACAAACCCCAGAAGCUCUGUCUCUCAGGAUAGCUGAGGUCUGUGAAAUGGUGGACAGCAUUGUAAGCCAGGUUGCACAGUUAAAGACCUCAAUGCAGUCAAUACUGGAGCAGUGGAGAGUAUACGAUGAAAUUUAUGCAGAAGUCAGCCUGAUGACAACAAGAUAUUUGUACUGCAUAAACCAGUGCAAACCUUCUGUGGUGUCAUUGGAAGCUUUGAAAAACCAGGUCAAAACUCUCCAGUCUCUUCAAGAUGAAUCGGAGAACAGUGAAGAAAGUUGGGCCAAGCUCCAGGCUGCUGCCAGUAACCUGAAGAAGAACUGCUCCCCCUCCUUUGCAGAGAUUAUAGAACAGAAGUGCAUGGAGGCACGCACUAAGUGGAACUCAGUAAAUGAAGACAUCACAGAUCAACUGCGGGCAGUGCAAGCAACCCUGCAGCUUUGGGAGCCCUUUGAUACUUUAUGCACUGAGGCAGCAGCCAAGUUACACCAGCACAAAGAGCAGUGCACUCAGCUCUUGGAUGCUCAAAUGCCUGAGGAUAAUAUGAUAGAGACCCUGAAGCAGAGGAUACAGGAUAUAAAGAAUUUACAGCAUGGCCUUCAAAACAUAGCAGCAUGCCGUACCCAGAUUUCUUUGCUGGCUGAUAGGAUAAAACAGCAGGCUGGAACAGCUGCACAAGCCAUUCUGUUGGAGAAGCUGCAGCCACUCCAGAGAGCAUCCUAUUUGGAAAAAAUGUUGCAGAGGAAGUUAGAUGAAUUUGAGUUCAAUCUUUCACAACUGGAGGAUUUCAAGAAUUGCCUUGAAACGCUGGAGGGUCACGUCCAGAAUUGCACAGAUGCCUUCGAUAGCCUCUGUCUAGAGGGAGAAACAGACAACUCAGAAUUGCUCAUGAAUCACACGCUGGAGCUUGCUGCACUUUCUCCAAGCAUAGAGAGUUUGAACGAAGCAAGCAUUAAGCUGCCACUCAGUGACUUCACCCUGAAGAAAAUGCAAAGUCUGACUCGGCAAUGGAAUCAGAAGACAGCAGCUGCUCUGGAACGCUGCAGUAUGCUUGAGGGAACUCAAAAUGAUGAUAAGAAAUUCUUUCAAAAAUGUGAAAACUGGAUGAAAUUCCUAGAAAAAAUGAGAGAGGCCUUAAAAACAAAUAUUCCAGGAUGGUUUGAAGAACUGCAGGAGCAACAGAGAGUAUAUGAGAUGCUGCAAACUGAGAUUUCCAUAAAUCAGCAGACAUUUAAUUCCAUCAUAGCAAAAGUUCUACUCUCCUUGGAAUGCGGAGAAGCAGAGAAAAGAACGGAGUUUAUUUCCAAGCUCACAUUGCUGAAAGAGCAGUGGCAGAAUGUUAUCUGGAUGGUUCAGCAGAGGAAGAAGGAUAUCGAUGGACUCGUGAGCCAGUGGCAGCUCUUCAGGAGUUCCCUGCGGAGUCUCAGCAGAUUUCUUGCUGAUAUAAACAGUUUCCUCAUAGCUGUGAAGAGCCAGGACUGCUAUAGCCUUUACCAGCUUAGAAAUCUAAUUCAUGAUUUCAAGAGUAAGGCAGUGAUUCUUCAGAGGUGGCAAGCCAUGUACUCCUUAAUCAUCGAUGUCGGGGAGAAGUUGCGUACUGUCUCCGAUACCGAGACCAGCGCUGUUCUCCAGGAGGAGCUCAGCCAGUUACAGCAGAGUUGGGGGGACACCCAGGUCCAGCUGGAGAAGAAGAAGAUGCAGCUCAGUAGCACCCUACAGACUUGGGACUGCUGUGAAAAGCAAACCAAGGAACUGGAAAGCAGGCUGGGAGAGCUGAAGGAGAAAGUAAAAGAUCCCCUUCCUCUUGAACAUGAAGAGCUCUACAAAGCCAAGGAACACAUUAAGGAGCUGGAGCAGUCGCUGGCAGACUGGGCCCACGACAUGAAGGAGCUGCGGGCCAUGAAGGUGGAGCUGGCUCACUGCAUCCUCACCGAGGACAUGAUGGUGCUCAAGGAGCAAGUUGAACAUUUGCACAGGCAGUGGGAAGAGCUCUGCUUGCGAGUGUCUCUGCAUAAGCAGGAGAUCGAGGACAGGCUCAAUGCCUGGAUUGUGUUCAAUGAAAAGAAUAAGGAGCUGUGCUCCUGGCUGGUACAAAUGGAAAGCAAAGUGUUGCAGACUGCAGAUGUUAGCAUUGAAGACAUGAUAGACAAAUUGCAGAAGGAUUGCAUGGAAGAAAUAAACCUGUUCAGUGAAAAUAAGCUUCACUUGAAACAAAUGGGUGAUCAGCUAAUCAAGGCUAGCAACAAGAGCCGAGUUGCAGAAAUAGAUGAUAAACUCAACAAAAUCAAUGAUCGCUGGCAGCAUCUCUUCGAUGUCAUUGGAGCACGGGUGAAGAAACUGAAGGAAACAUUUGCUUUUAUACAACUAUUGGACAAAAACAUGAGUAACCUUCGCACCUGGUUGGCCCGGAUUGAGUCUGAGCUUUCCAAGCCUGUUGUUUAUGACAUCUGUGAUGACCAAGAAAUCCAGAAGAGACUGGCAGAACAGCAGGAUCUGCAACGAGACAUAGAGCAACACACUGCAGGGGUGGAAUCUGUCUUUAAUAUUUGUGAAGUCCUGCUACACGAUUCAGAUGCGUGUGCUAAUGAGACAGAGUGUGACUCCAUCCAGCAGACUACCAGGAGUUUGGACAGACGGUGGAGAAACAUUUGCGCCAUGUCUAUGGAAAGGCGAAUGAAAAUUGAGGAGACCUGGCGCCUAUGGCAGAGGUUUUUGGACGACUACUCUCGCUUUGAAGAUUGGCUAAAAUCAUCUGAAAGGACAGCUGCUAAGCCUAAUUCUUCAGAGGUUUUGUACACACAUGCAAAGGAGGAGCUGAAGAAAUUUGAGGCAUUCCAACGGCAAAUUCAUGAACGACUCACUCAGUUGGAGCUGAUCAAUAAGCAGUACAGGCGCCUUGCCCGCGAGAACCGCACCGACUCGGCCAGCAAGUUGAAGCAGAUGGUACAUGAAGGCAACCAGCGCUGGGAUAAUCUCCAGAAACGAGUCGCUGCCAUUCUGAGGAGACUCAAGCACUUCACCAAUCGGAGAGAUGAGUUUGAGGGGACGAGGGAAAGCAUCCUUGUUUGGCUCACAGAAAUGGACCUACAGCUGACAAACGUGGAGCACUUCUCAAAAAGUAACUUUGAUGACAAAAUGCGCCAGUUAAAUGGUUUCCAGCAGGAAAUAACGCUAAACACCAAUAAGAUUGAUCAGCUAAUCGUUUUUGGGGAGCAGUUGAUUCAGAAGAGUGAGCCUUUGGAUGCUACCCUGAUUGAAGAUGAAUUGGAAGAACUUCAUCGAUACUGUCAGGAAGUGUUUGGGCGAGUUGCCCGGUUCCAUCAAAGACUGACCUCAAGGCAUCCUGGAUUGGACGAUGAAAAAGAGACCUCUGAAAAUGAGACAGAUCCAGAAGACUCCAGAGAAAUCCAGAAUGAUCCCUGGCAUAAGAAAGCUAUCAGUGAGGGGCCCUCUUCGACACAGUCCCUUUGCCACCUUAUGCCCCCUACUCAAGGUCAUGAAAGAUCAGGCUGUGAAACCCCUGUCAGUGUUGACUCCAUCCCACUAGAGUGGGAUCACACAGGUGAUGUGGGAGGUUCUUCCUCUCACGAAGACGAAGAAGAAGCAACAUACUACAGUGCUCUGUCAGAUGUAGAAAUCACUGAAAAUCCUGAGGCAUAUCUUAAAAUGACCACAAAAACUUUGAAAGCAUCUUCUGGAAAGCCUGUCUCAGAAGCUCAUACUUGGCAUUCUCCAGAUAGCCCAGUCUGCAGGAAACACCGAUACAACCAGGCAGAGAUGGUUGGAAAUGCGUUGUCUGGUCCAGAGACAAGUACUCCGUAUAAACCAGACUAUGUGAAGCAGCUCAGCUCUGCAAGCACCAGCAGCAUCAACAAGGAGAAAAUUACAUCCGCUAACAUGAGCGAUGAAGAACCCCAAGACGACCAAGAGCUUGUGAAUAUAGCAGCUGCAGAGAAGCAGUCAGGCAUUAUUGAUAGGUGGGAGCUCAUCCAAGCUCAAGACCUCAGAAAUAAACUUAGGAUGAAACAGAAAUUGCAGCAGUGGCAGCAGCUGAACUCAGAUCUCAGUGAUGUCUCUGCUUGGCUUGAUAAAACUGAGGAAGAGCUGGAAGAGCUGCAAAAAGUGAAACCUCCAACCACUGUGCAGGCAUUGGAACAAAGAGUCAAGAAAUUGAAAGACAUGCUUAAAGCAUUUGAUAACUACAAGGCAGUGGUGCUUUCUGUUAACCUGAGCAGCAAAGAAUUCCAGAAAGCGGAUAGCGCAGAGUUCAAAGAGCUUCAGAACAGGCUUCGGAAGGUGAACUUGCAUUGGGAGAAAGCAACUCACGCAUUGGACAACUGGAGGAAAGGUUUACAACAAGCCCUACUGCAUUGCCAGGACUUCCAUGAUCAGAGCCAAAAACUAAUCCUGUGGUUAGCAAGUGCUGAUAGCCGAAGGAAUGAAGGACAAAUCACAGAUCCAAAUGCUGACCUCAAUACAAUACUGGAAUGCCAAAAGGAGCUAAUGCAACUGGAGAAAGAGCUGCUGGAACAACAGCUUAAAGUAAACUCGCUUCAAGAACUCACUGCUUACCUGCUGCUUAAAUCAGAUGGGGAUUACGUUGAAGCUGAUGAGAAGGUCCAUGUAAUUGGAAAGAAACUGAAACAGCUUAUUGAACAAGUUUCAAAUGACUUAAAAACAAUACAAGGAAAUCUGGAUACCAAAACAUUCCUGCUAGUUCCAGAUGACUUGGACUCAGGAGAUUAUAAUCCAGUCGCAGCAAAAUCCAGCCCUGCUGUGAAGAAGAUCACCAUAAGGAGAACUGCAGAUGGCAGAAACAACAGCAGCACAAGAGGUGAAAGCCAUCUACAGCCUAUUCAAGCAGUUCCUCGGUCUCCCUCCUUCUUUUACCGUGUAUUACGAGCAGCUUUACCUCUUCAGUUGUUCUUUCUACUGCUUCUACUUCUGGCUUGCAUGAUUCCAUCUUCUGAGGAAGACUACAGCUGCACCCAGGCAAACAACUUCGCCCGUUCUUUCUAUCCCAUGCUGCGAUACACCAAUGGGCCUCCACCAACUUAGAAAGCAGCCCGUGAAUCUUCAGUUACACCAAAACACACUCUCUGCGGUGCUUUUUUCAUGCUGCUAGCAUCAAUCAAGCAGUGGCGUCGCAUAAUUAAAUACAGAAACUUUUGUGUUAGUUCCCCAAACUAGCCACUACAGUACCCUUGCAUCCUACAUACUGCUGCGCAGGUUGCUGCUGCAGCUAAAUAAUGCCUCACGUUUAUAGCCUCCUUUCCCUGUCGCAGGGACUGUGUUAAAUUUCACCUCUCAAAUGUAUAUCUUGACAAAAUUUCAGCAUUUUUGUACGGAAAACAAACUUUUUCUAUAGAUUUUUAAACUGUAAUCAACACACUUUAUACUUUGAUGCAAUAGAUACACUAUUUUAUAGGUGCAGUGCUUUUAAGCUUGCCAGGUGAUUGAAUACUGAGUUACUAGAUGCAGAAACUACAUCACAGUAAUCUUAAACACAGCAGUCUGUCUCGGGUUAGCAUGACAAACAAACAAGCAUUUGAAGAGGCACUUUGCCUAAAAUGAUUACUGCACACACUUCACGUUACCUGUAUCUUUUGGUACUGUAGUCACUGGUGGAAACAAAAAAAUCGACAUCUUUGUUAUUGUGUUUUAUUCAUCUAACGCAUUCAAUAAAAGGAUGGUCAUGUGUUCUGUUUUACAUAUAGUGUUCUAGUGGUUAGGACUGCUGUGUUGUCUUUUUAUACCACCUUUGAAAUCAGAAAUUGUUGCAUUGCGUGGAAAUGGUUUAUAAUGCACAUAUUUUCUAGAUGAACAUGAUUAUGUAGACUGUCCCUGAUGUAUACAAAUAAUGUAAUGACUUUUUUAAUGAAAGAUUUUUUCAGUUUUUAACCUGCUCAAUAGUGUACAGUAUCUUGGGAGAGAAUUGUGCGUUUUUAUAAGCUUCAUCUUUAAAAUGAAACUGACACUUGGGCAGUGGCUAGAGAAACACUGUGUACAGUCAGCAUUGCCAUUGCUUCUCGGUUGUACAGUUCAAGUGUUGUCAUUAAAAUUUUGCCAAUGA